Bombina bombina (fire-bellied toad) is the source of this 1128-nucleotide messenger RNA. RefSeq names its product C-factor. NCBI's taxonomy places the organism in Eukaryota, Metazoa, Chordata, Amphibia, Anura, Bombinatoridae. The record is from RefSeq and is a predicted model, not a curated record. The transcript is spliced from 3 exons. The coding region runs from base 58 to 849 and encodes 263 amino acids.
GUGAUGUUUCAUAAGCGGUGAUGGUGUCACUGCUGACUUGACGAUAAGGUCACUGCUAUGGCUGGAGGUGUAGCGCUGGUUCAGGGAGCAAGCCGCGGUCUUGGGCUUCAGUUCUGCCGUUCUCUGCUCUUAUGCAAAUCCCAAAUUAAUGUAAUCGGCACAUGCAGAAACCCCGAGGCGGCCGCGCAGUUGCAGACCCUGAAGGAGCAGAAUAAGGGGGCUCUCACUAUCCUAAAACUGGAUGUGACCGAGGAGCUGGAUGUUCGCAGCGCGGCGGAUAGAGUGGAGCAGGACUUCGGCAGGCUAGAUCUGCUCAUUAAUACGGCUGCCAUGCUGCAUCCUAGUGGCAAAGGCGAGACUGGGCUGAGAGAAGUGUCUGCUAAGGGCCUUUCUUUGACACUUACCACAAACUCCAUUGGACCAUUGUUGGUGGCUAAAUAUUUUUCUCCUUUGCUGAUUAAAGGAACAGGUGCAUUUGGAGCACUGUCUUCUGACACUUCCAAACAUCACAGUGGCAUACUAGUUAAUAUGUCUGCUAAAGUUGGCUCCAUAAGUGACAAUGCCUUAGGUGGAUGGUACAGCUACAGAAUGUCGAAAGCUGCUCUGAAUAUGGCGACAAAGAACCUUUCUAUUGAACUGGCAAGAGGAAAGCAGAAAGUCGUUUGUGUUUCAUUACAUCCUGGCACUGUAGCGACUGACUUAUCAAAACCUUAUCAUAGAAACGUCCCCAAAGAGAAGCUGUUCUCUACGGAGCACUCUGUUCGUUGUCUUAUGCACAUCAUUGAAAAUUUAAGCUUAGAGAAGACUGGGAAGUUUUUUUCCUGGGAUGGAUCUGAACUACCCUGGUAGCUUGUCAUACGGAUCUGUGACUAUUUUUUAUUUUUAUUUUAAAGUUUGCUUUACACUGUAAUCUCUAGUUGUGUUGGAUCAGAAGUAUACUCAGGAUAUUUUGUUAGGCCACAUACCCAAGAAAAGUUAUUUUUGUUUACGUGUGUAUGUUUGUUAACAAUUGGUUAUUGUCGAUUUUAAGUAGACAUGACAAGAUUGCUUUCACAGUUCAAGAAUGCAGAGAGAAGAAAAGUGUACAGUACCAUUACAACUUUUAGUGCAAUAAAUGUAUAAAUUCUU